Messenger RNA from Chara braunii, 1541 nucleotides. The record is from the annotation of a GenBank genome assembly. NCBI's taxonomy places the organism in Eukaryota, Viridiplantae, Streptophyta, Charophyceae, Charales, Characeae.
GACGAGGCAGCAGCAAAGGUUGCCAAUGAAGAACGAAAUCAACGACGCGAGAAGAUAUUCAACGGAGAGCGAGUUUUGCUCACAAUGGCAGCGGACUGGCGAGUUGAGGCCGAGAAUGGGAAGAUGGAAGAGAGUGAAAGCAAGAUCGCUUUACUCCUCUCCCAUUUCACGGGUCUCCUGGCAACGUGCAUUGCACAUCAGGAGGACAUCCACAGCCUCGACGACGCGAUUCAGACGCACAAUCGGGCGUUUGAUCAAGUCAACAGCCACGUCGAGCAGCUGCAGCAACUACCCGUCACCGCCCCAGAUGCCAGCUCCUCCAACACCUCCGAUCGCCUCAAUGCAUUGGAAAUCGACGUCAGAACCCUCAAGGACGACGUGCAGCUACAACGAAUUGCCACGCAACAACUGGAGCAGCAGAUAUGUGCUGCCACCGCCAACCCGAGUUCGACACCACGCGAGACGACUCCAAAGUUCGAUGAUCAGGAGAUCUUCUGCGAUUUGACGAAGACGGACCCGAUUCCGUGGUUUUGCAAGUUCGUGCUCAAGUUGCAGCUACACCACGUCAGCGAGGACAAGCAUCACGCGUACUUAUACUCCCGGUCGGAGGGCGCGUGCCAAGCAUGGUUGGACAAUCUUUUGUCCAAGUACGGGGUGGUAGCUGCCGACUUGUACGCCAAGUUCAUCGACAUCUUCGAGUUACCUACCGGUGUGGUGCCGGAUUGGCCAAUCUCUCACGAGAUCAUUCUUGAGGCCGGUGUCGUGUCGCCAAAAGGUUACAUUUACCGCAAGAGCGAGGAUAAACUUACGGUCCUCCGCUCGCAACUCGAUGACUUGUUGGACAAGGGCUGGAUCCACCCUAGUAGCUCCCCAUAUGGAGUGUCAGUUCUCUUCGUACGGAAGAAGAACAAGGAUCUACGAUCAUGCAUCGACUACCGCAAGCUCAACGCGCAAACCGUCAAGAAUGCGGGGCCUCUUCCUCGUAUUAACGAUCUCGUUGAGCGAUUGGGUGGCGCGAAGUACUUUUCUAAGUUGGAUUUGAAGUCAGGAUAUUAUCAGAUUUCGAUCCGGCCGAACGAUCGCUAUAAAUCCGCGUUCAAGACGCGGUAUGGGCAUUUUGAGUGGGUGGUCAUGCCUUUUGGCCUCACCAAUGCCCCGACGACAUUUCAAGCGGCAAUGACCAACGAGUUCUGUGCGAUGUUGGACCGGUUCGUGCUGGUCUACUUAGAGGACAUUCUCGUCUAUAGCCGGACAUUGGAAGAUUAUAUUGAGCACCUUCGACGAGUGUUGGAGACGCUCCGCCGCGCCAAGUUCAAAGCCAACCACGACAAGUGCGGAUUUGUCCGGGAAGAGUUGGAAUACUUGGACCAUUUUGUCACACCGAAGGGCAUCAGCCCGUUGUCGGACAAGAUUCAAGCCAUCCAAGAGUGGUCGGAGCCAAGGGAUACUCGAAGAUUGCGACCCACUUGACCAAGCUUCAAUACUAGCAGCCGCGCAAUUCAGGUCCUAAGUAGGUUAAAAUGAGGGAUGCGCCGGGUAUA